Messenger RNA from Teleopsis dalmanni, 435 nucleotides. RefSeq lists its product as uncharacterized. Bases 1 to 366 code for a protein of 121 amino acids. Gene Ontology annotation, molecular function: protein dimerization activity. NCBI's taxonomy places the organism in Eukaryota, Metazoa, Arthropoda, Insecta, Diptera, Diopsidae. The record is from RefSeq and is a predicted model, not a curated record. The transcript has 3 exons.
AUGGAAGAUACUCUCGAAUAUGAGGAUAGGUACCUUAAUGAUUAUCUUUCUAACCACUUCGAAGCUCAAAUACCUUUUCAACGUGUUGAUAUAAAUGUAUUGGAUUUUUGGAAGGAAAGACAGUUUGCUGAUCCAGAAUUACAUGCGCUUGCGAAUAUAUGUUUUGCAAUUCCACCAACUCAGGUUACCAUCGAGCGUGCUUUUUCGUCACUAAAAUUGAUAUUAUCUGAUCAACGGAAUCGUCUUAAUCAUGAAACUUUAGAAAACAUUCUCAUGGUUAAACUAAAUCCGCAAUUUUUGGACCAUGCUAUUGAUGAUAUGCCGUUGUUUCAACCUCCUGAAUGGGACUUAAAUUUAGAAGAAUAAUAACAUCAAAUUAAAAUUUUUAAUCAUAAUUGAUAACAAAGUUUUUAUGUUUUUUUACCGGGCGUAGGU